CCUUGUGUUGUGUUUUACUUAAAAAAACUUCAAGGGAGAUCGGAUUUGGGAGAAAGAAGCACAGAGCAAAGUAAAAAAAUGGCAGCAACAUUUGCAACCCCAUCGACGGUGAUAGGACUCGGAGGAUCCUCCAUCACCACCAAACCCUUCUCUUCAUCCUUUCUAAAACCAACAUUAAGCGCCAAGAACCCUCUGAAACUCGCCGGGGCAUCCGGAGGAAGAGUCACUUGCUUUGAGAGGAACUGGUUGAGGAGAGAUUUGAACGUGGUGGGGUUUGGGCUGAUCGGAUGGUUAGCUCCGUCGAGUAUCCCGGCUAUAAACGGGAAGAGCCUGACGGGUCUCUUCUUCGACAGCAUCGGAACUGAGCUGGCUCACUUCCCAACUCCUCCAGCUCUCACUUCACAGUUCUGGUUGUGGUUGGUUACGUGGCACUUAGGCCUCUUCCUCUGCCUCACUUUCGGACAAAUUGGAUUCAAGGGCAGGACCGAGGAUUACUUCUAAGCAUUAUCAAUCAUUACUCUUUCCAUUUGUACGAUAUGUCCUUUCUCUUCGUUAUGUGUAAUAAUUAUUAUUAAUCAAAAUCAAAACGACCCUAUCUUUGCUAUUUGAUGUUUUAA
This is a messenger RNA of Capsella rubella, 617 nucleotides long. Its product is annotated as photosystem I subunit O. The coding region runs from base 79 to 501 and encodes 140 amino acids. The record is from RefSeq and is a predicted model, not a curated record. The transcript is spliced from 3 exons. Lineage: Eukaryota; Viridiplantae; Streptophyta; Magnoliopsida; Brassicales; Brassicaceae.